Messenger RNA from Branchiostoma belcheri (Belcher's lancelet), 1016 nucleotides. RefSeq lists its product as uncharacterized. The coding region runs from base 1 to 879 and encodes 292 amino acids. The record is from RefSeq and is a predicted model, not a curated record. The transcript is spliced from 2 exons. NCBI's taxonomy places the organism in Eukaryota, Metazoa, Chordata, Leptocardii, Amphioxiformes, Branchiostomatidae.
AUGUCGAGACGAGGUGGCCGGCAAAGGCAGCGGCGGUCUCGAGCUCGAGCCGCUACUUCUCCCAGUUUCCCGGCCUGUAACCUGCCGGCUGAGCCGCAGGGCGGACACCGGCUGGUGUUUAAAGCGGCUAUGAUCACCAUGUUGCUCCUUGUAACUGUGACUACGGUGGUUACUGAGACCGUCACAGUUCAGUGGUACUACAACAACACGGCUGCAGAUACUACAUCUGCCCACCUUCCCCCGUACCGAAGCUGGGGAUACAGUACAGGGACGGAUCCCGAGGUGGCGCACAACACCAGGAAAAUGUUCCCGGUAAAGCCCGUAUUUGGAGACGACCCGACUCAGAUUCCCGACGAUGUGAUCACUCGUGAUGCUCCCCCAACACCACCUAUUCAGGGGCCAACCGUCUUUGGAUGCACCGUGCAGGAGGAAAUUGACGGCAAACCGGAUAUACUCAAGUCCUGGGCCUUCAUGACGACAGAUCAGCGCAACGUGUACCUCGCCAUGGCGCGGCUUCGCAUCAGGAAGCACUUCUACAAGGUUCUCAACCGCGAGUUUGAUCCUAAGAUGACGGCCGCCUCUUACAAGAUGACCCAGUCUGUUCCCGCCUGUAAGAUGACCCAGUCUGCGGUGAAGCCGGACACAUCAACUGAUGAGAAAACAAAGGGCGAGAUGGAGAAGACGGAGAUGGCUACAGAAGGCAAGGUGUGGGUGGAGAACGCCACAGAAACGUCGACGAAAAACGCGACAAGCCACGAUGGGAAGCAACACAUGAUCGGGGGUAUCGAGCGGGUUGAGACGGUCGCAUUUACGGUGUUUGAUUUGGUGGUGGCGGCGUCGGUGGCCUACAGCUACAUCUGCACGGCACAGAUCACUUAAGUCAGAGACAGAUCCACACGUGGUUGGAACCGAUAUGUAUAUUUUUAUGUUGUAUGAGUAUGAGCUUCUGAUGAAGUUAUACUUUUAAUGAAAAAAAAGGAAUACCCCUGCCAAGAAAGCAAGCCUACGACAGAUGC